AGGUACCGCUACAUCAAAGCAAACCCACCGCCCCACGCCAGCCCGUCUCAGGCCGCCCACACUCGAAGCGUCUCUCUCCAGACCAGACCUCUACCCCUAAUUCCAACGAUCAGUAGGAAGAAAGAGUGCGGGGAAGAAGAAGGUGCGCUGAACGGUCAAGAUGAUGCCGACUAGCUAUGAACCAAAUUUAACGGCACGAUACCGCGGCCUACCGUCCAUUAUUCUACGCGUUCUCUCACCAGCCUCUCUACACCUUAAGAGAGAGAGAGAGGCGGACGGAGAAGCCCAAUUUUUCACAGAGAGAGAAAGAGAGACAGAGAGUGUGUGACAAUUCUUUAUCAUCAUUUCCCUUCCUGCUUUACUAACGAUUUCUUCCUUACUGACCCGUCAGAUUUUGUAACGAUCGAGUAAACGAUUCCCUAAUUUGGGAAAAUUGUUUCAGUUCGUUGUCAGAAGAAUAAGGCUAAAUGGGAUGGAAAAACAUUUGCAAAAGGCGUGUUAGAGUAUUCGCAGUUACAAUAAUGAUAUACCUAGACUAUAAGGCAGUGCAAAAGAAAGCAAAAUGGGUUAGGAAGGAGAAGCAGGAUGCGUUAUGGGCGAAAACCCAUGAGCGGAAUGCGAGACGGGUUCUCAAUUUGAUAAUAGAGCUAGAAGGAUUGUGGGUAAAAUUGGGUCAAUACUUGUCUACUAGAGCAGAUGUACUUCCAGAGGCCUAUAUAUGUCUCCUAAAGCAGCUUCAGGACUCUCUUCCUCCUCGCCCUCUGGAAGAGGUUCACCAAACAAUAGAGGAAGAAUUGGGAAAAUCUGUGGGUGAGCUAUUUUCAAGUUUUGAUGGAAAUCCUCUUGCGACAGCUUCAAUAGCUCAAGUUCAUCGUGCAACACUGAAAGAUGGGCAAGAGGUUGUUGUGAAAGUGCAGCAUGUUGGCAUUAAGGAAGUUAUUCUAGAGGACCUAAAAAAUGCAAAAGCAAUAGUUGAGUGGAUAGCUUGGGCUGAGCCACAAUAUGAUUUCAGCUCAAUGAUAGAUGAAUGGUGCAGGGAGGCACCUAAAGAACUUGAUUUCAAUCAUGAAGCAGAGAAUACGAGAAAGGUUUCCAGAAACUUGGGAUGCAAAAAAGGCAGUGAUGGGACAAAUCAUACUAAUUCUGUGAAUGUCUUGAUCCCAGAAGUUAUCCAGUCAUCGGAGAAGGUUCUAGUUUUGGAAUACAUGGAUGGCAUUCGUUUGAAUGAUAUAGAAUCAUUUGACGCAUAUGGCAUCGACAAGCAAAAGCUUGUUGAAGAAAUCACUCGUGCGUAUGCCCAUCAAAUAUAUGUUGAUGGAUUUUUCAAUGGUGAUCCUCAUCCAGGAAAUUUUCUUGUGAGUAAAGAACCCCCUCAUAGCCCAGUUUUACUUGACUUUGGUCUCACAAAGUCACUGUCAAGCUCCAUGAAACAAGCACUAGCAAAAAUGUUUCUAGCAUGUGCAGAGGGAAACCACGUAGCUUUGUUAUCUUCCUUUACUGAGAUGGGACUUAAGCUGCGGCUUGACAUGCCGGAUCAGGCUAUGGAGGUUUCAACCCUAUUUUUCCGUAAAUCCACACUGGCUAGUGAAGCACUUGAAAAUGUGAAGUCUUUGAAUGGCCAAAGAGAAAAGAACAUGAAGAUUAUUCAAGAGAAAAUGAACCUGGAUUCAAAGGAGGCUAAGCGCUUUAAUCCUGUGGAUGCUUUCCCUGGUGAUGCAAUUAUCUUUAUGAGGGUUCUAAAUCUUCUCCGAGGGCUUUCAUCUACUAUGAAUGUUAGAAUUGCUUAUCUGGACAUUAUGAAGCCAUUUGCAGAGGAAGCUUUGCUUGGGAAAUCAAACAAUGCACCAAAGAUAAAUGCGGAGUGGAUUUGCGAUACACCAGCUCACUCUGAUGUAGACGUUAAGUUAAGGCAGCUCUUAGUUGAGAUGGGCGAUAAAAUUCUUGGGUUACAGGUAUGUGCCUACAAAGAUGGAGAAGUUAUUAUAGAUACUGCUGCUGGUGUGCUGGGAAGAUAUGAUCCUCGUCCUGUUCAACCUGAUAGCCUAUUUCCAGUAUUUUCAGCAACAAAAGGAAUUACUGCAGGGAUGGUGCACUGGCUUGUUGACAAAGGGAAACUCAAACUUGAUGAAACUAUUGCCAAUAUAUGGCCAGGGUUUGGCAUCAAUGGAAAAGAUCUUAUGAAGGUUUACCAUGUCCUCAAUCAUACAUCUGGACUGCACAAUGCUAUGGCUGACGUCAUCCAGAACAAUCCUUUGUUGUUUUGUGACUGGGAUAAAUCGUUAGACCAUAUUGCUAAGUGUAGCCCUGAGACAGAAAUUGGUACCCAGCAACUAUAUCACUACUUAUCUUUCGGUUGGCUUUGUGGCGGUAUCAUUGAGCAUGCGUCUGGGAAAAAAAUUCAAGAAGUAUUGGAAGAAGCUAUAGUUCGCCCUCUCAACAUUGAAGGCGAGUUAUACAUAGGUAUCCCCCCAGGUGUGGAGUCUCGCCUAGCAACACUAAUGCUCGACAUAGAUGACAUCGAAAAGCUUGUCGCUAUCCAAUCAAGAUCUGAAAUUCCCGGCAGCCUCCGACAGGGCAAUAUCGUAGAGAUGGCAACCACUUUACCUUUCUUCUUCAACACGCUUAACGUGCGUCGAGCUAUCAUCCCAGCCGCCAACGGUCAUUGUUCCGCCCGUGCCCUAGCUCGCUACUAUGCCGCUCUUGCCACCGGCGGAACCAUUCCUCCUCCUCACUCAUCCCUCUCCAAACCACCUCUCGGCGAUCAUCCUCACAUUCCAAAAUUCCCGUCCGAAAAACUGAAGAAAAAGUGCAGAAGUUGCAACAUCAAACCACCCAGCUUAGCUUGUACCAUAUUCAGCCACAACGAUGACAGCAUAACCUACAAUCUUGUGAGCAACAUGGUUGAAGAUGAGGCAAAACAACAAAUGUUCAGCAGCCCUAACAUUCAUGAUGCAUUCAUGGGAUCGGGCGAUUUCUCAAACUUGGUGUUCUCAGAAGGUAAAUUUGGGCUCGGUUUCCGGACUUUCGAGACCAGCGAUGACAAUAACAUGAGAACCUUUGGGCACUCCGGUGUCGGCGGCUCAACCGGAUUUUGCAAUGCAGAGCACAAUUUCGCUAUUGCGGUCACAGUUAAUAAGAUGUCACUUGGUGGUGUUACAAGAAGAAUAAUUCGGCUAGUUUGUUCUGAGUUAAAGAUCCCAUUACCUGCCGAGUUUUCAGAAGACGGGGAGAAGGGACCUGAUAUGCAGCUUAGCUUACAGCAAUCUUAGACUAUAAUGUUGAUUAUGUGCCAAAUGUUGGAAAUAAUAUGUGAUAUACAUUAUAGAAACAUAGGACUAAAUUUCAAAAUCCCUUACUGAGGAAUACCUGCUAGAUCAUACAGCCAAGUAAAAAGGUGUAAUUUAUGGUUUUAAGGGGAUUGUACCGGCUAAUUUAUUAUUCACCUUGAGAUCUUUGCAGUUCCAAAUU
This is a messenger RNA of Phalaenopsis equestris, 3468 nucleotides long. RefSeq names its product probable protein kinase UbiB. Gene Ontology annotation, cellular component: Golgi apparatus; endoplasmic reticulum. Lineage: Eukaryota; Viridiplantae; Streptophyta; Magnoliopsida; Asparagales; Orchidaceae. The transcript has 19 exons. The record is from RefSeq and is a predicted model, not a curated record. Bases 468 to 3269 code for a protein of 933 amino acids.